Molecule: messenger RNA, 1515 nt
Organism: Arxiozyma heterogenica
Lineage: Eukaryota; Fungi; Ascomycota; Saccharomycetes; Saccharomycetales; Saccharomycetaceae
Gene: FRS2
Product: phenylalanine--tRNA ligase subunit alpha
Exons: 1
Coding region: 1-1515 (504 amino acids)
Biological process (GO): phenylalanyl-tRNA aminoacylation
Cellular component (GO): phenylalanine-tRNA ligase complex; cytoplasm; cytosol
Molecular function (GO): phenylalanine-tRNA ligase activity; tRNA binding; ATP binding
Source: RefSeq, a predicted model, not a curated record
AUGUCCCAAUUCCAACUAGAUAUUUUGAAGAAGCUAGAUGAAUUAAAUGAAAUCAAAUCUACUUUAUCUGUUUUCCCAGAUAUUAAAUCUCAAGAUGUUUUAUCCGCUUUGAACUCUCUAAAAGCUCAUUCUAAAUUAGAUUACACUAAAUCUGAGACUAUCUAUUACGAUUUGACUAAUGAGGGGAAAGAUAUCGUCAAAAAUGGAUCUCAUGAAGUCAAAUUAGUUGAAUUAAUUAAUAAAUUGGGUAAAUUACAAAUAAAGGAUGUUAUGACUCAGUUAGGCCCACAAAAUGGUAAAGUAGGCCAAGCUCGUGCUUUCAAGAAUGGUUGGAUUAAAAAGACUCCUGAAAAUGAACUAGUCUUAUCUGAAAAAAUCGCUAGUGGUAAUGAAGACAUAACCUCCCAAUUGACUGAUGAGACUAAAGAUCAAUUAAUUGCCAUUCAAAAUCCAGCUAAUCAAUUAGAUGCUAAAACUAUUAACGAUUUAAAGAAGAGAAAAUUAGUAACUCCAAGAAAAGAAACUGAUUUUCAUGUUGUAAAGGGCCCUGAUUUUUCACUUGAAUUGACUAAAUUAGAAACUGAUUUAACUUCCGAUAUGAUCGCUACAAACUCAUACAAGGAUUUGAAAUUCAAACCAUAUAAUUUCAACUCACAAGGUGUGCCACCACAAUCUGGUGCUUUGCAUCCAUUAAACAAAGUUAGAGAAGAAUUUAGACAAAUUUUCUUCUCUAUGGGUUUUACUGAAAUGCCAACUAACAAAUACGUAGAAACUGGGUUCUGGAAUUUUGACACUCUUUUCGUUCCACAACAACAUCCUGCUCGUGAUUUACAAGAUACUUUUUAUAUUAAAGAUCCAUCUACUGCUGAUUUACCCGAGGAUAAAACAUACAUGGAAAAUAUCAAGGCAGUUCAUGAAAAUGGUAAGUUUGACUCAAUUGGUUACCGUUAUACUUGGAAGGAAACUGAAUGCCAAAAAUUAGUUUUGAGAACUCAUACGACUGCUGUCUCCGCAAACAUGUUACACCAAUUGGCAAAAGAUCCAAAACCAACUAGAUUAUUCUCGAUCGAUCGUGUUUUCCGUAAUGAAGCUGUCGAUGCUACCCAUUUAGCUGAAUUCCAUCAAGUUGAAGGUGUCCUAGCUGAUUAUAACAUUACUUUAGGUGAUUUAAUCAAAUUUAUGGAAGAAUUCUUUGCCAAAAUGGGUGUUACUGGUUUGAGAUUCAAACCAACUUACAAUCCAUACACUGAACCAUCCAUGGAAAUUUUUUCGUGGCAUGAAGGUUUAGGCAAGUGGGUUGAAAUUGGUAACUCUGGUAUGUUCAGACCAGAAAUGUUAGAAAGUAUGGGUCUUCCAAGAAAUUUGAGAGUCCUUGGAUGGGGUUUAUCUUUAGAAAGACCUACUAUGAUUAAAUAUAAGGUUCAAAAUAUCAGAGAAUUGUUAGGUCACAAGGUUUCUUUAGAUUUCAUUGAAAACAAUCCUGCAGCUAGACUAGAUGAAGAUUUAUACGAUUAA